Molecule: messenger RNA, 1766 nt
Organism: Mangifera indica (mango)
Lineage: Eukaryota; Viridiplantae; Streptophyta; Magnoliopsida; Sapindales; Anacardiaceae
Product: receptor-like protein kinase THESEUS 1
Exons: 7
Coding region: 139-1533 (464 amino acids)
Biological process (GO): protein phosphorylation
Molecular function (GO): protein kinase activity; ATP binding
Source: RefSeq, a predicted model, not a curated record
UGCUCUGCCGGCAGGCAAUUGAUUUUUCAUCUAUUUUAUCUUCUCUUGAAUGAAAAAAAUUCAGUGUCAUGCAGAGUUAGAGGAGGUGAAAAUGGGAAUUGCAGAGAAGUGGGUUUGAAUUUGAAUCUGCAGGUUUCAAUGGCGAAGAGAUUUUUGACAGAGAGCUCACAACCUUUAGCUAAUUCUCCACAGGAAGCUCAGAAAUCUGUUCCUUCUCAAGCAUACAUCUUGGGAAGAAUUAUUAUCGCUGUUUUUGCAGUCUUGGUGGGGUCCUCAUUGCUCGUCUUUUUCUGGAAAAAGCUCUGGCCCAUUUUCAGGCGAAAAUGGCGGCAAAGAGGAGGACUGAAAGCUGAAAGUUUAAUGUUGAGGUGCUUCGAGCUGGAGGAGCUACAAAGGGCAACUAAGAAUUUCAGUCAAGAAUGUUUGGUUGGUUCAGGGGCCUUUGGGAAUGUGUACAAAGGGACAUUUGAAGCAGAGGGCAUACUAGCAAUCAAGAGAGCUCAUGCUGCUUCAUACCAGAGUGUUGAAGAAUUCAGAAAUGAAUUGAGGCUGCUUUCAAAAGUAAAGCACAGGAACCUGGUUGGUUUGGUGGGAUUUUGCGAAGAAGCUGGGCCCAAAGGAGCAAAAGUACUGGUGUAUGAAUAUGUGCCAAAUGGCUCUUUGCUUGACUACAUCAUAGGAAGAGGAGGAAGAACCUUAACUUGGAGGCAAAGAGUAAACAUAGCAAUUGGAGCAGCUAAAGGGAUUGCUCAUUUACAUGAAGGGAUAAAGCCAAGUAUAAUCCACCGUGACAUAAAACCAAGUAAUAUUUUAGUAGGGGAGGGAUUUGAAGCGAAGGUUUCUGAUUUUGGUCUCGUGAAACUGGGACCACUUGAUGAUCAAUCACACGUCAGUAGCCAAAUCAAAGGGACGCCAGGAUAUCUUGACCCUGCAUAUUGUUCAAGUUUUCAUUUGAGUCCUUUUAGUGACGUGUAUAGCUUUGGCGUCAUUCUUCUACAGCUAAUUGCUGCUAGGCCUGCCGUUGACAAAACCAGAACUCGACCUCAGUAUCACAUCAUUGAAUGGGCAAGGCCUAGCAUAGAGAGCGGCAACAUAGAACAGAUUUUGGAUGCACAUCUUCUAGCUGCGCCAUGCAACAAGGAAAUCAUGGUAAAAAUGGGAGAACUUGGCCUAAGAUGUGUGGUGAAAUCACCCAAAGAUCGCCCUACAAUGACUCAAGUGUGGCAAGAAUUAGAAGAGGUUCUUUAUUCUGUUGACAACUUCGACCACAAACUAUCUCUAAUGUCGAAAGAGUCUCAAAGAUCAUCGAUAGGACGGUCACGGGAAUCAACGGAACAAAGGGCCCAAAAAUCUAUUGAUAAUGAUCAUUCUCAAAGUUUUGUGAGUAUAGAUGGUGUUGGAUUUCAAAGGUUUCGUAUUGAUAUGGAUAACCAGUCAUUUCAAAGCUCGAGUUUAAGAAAGUUUGAGAUAGAUAGUAUUAGCUUUGAUAGUGAUAAGAACAAUUUGAGAGAGAUCAAAGAGGAAACAAAUUGAGAAGAUGAUGUUACUAGUUGAAAAUUACAUAAUUAUUGCUUGAGCAAGUCACAUUAGUUUGUGCAGACUAGUGGUUUUCAGCCUAAGUCAGAAUCGUGAAUAACCUGAAUAAAGCUUUCCAAGCCUUUGUUUAAAAAUACAAAUCAAUUUUUAAGGCAUUAACAGUUUCCAUUUUUGUUCUGUUAAUGUUAAAUUCAAGGUGAAAGAGAAGGAAAUUAAUGGCUCAAGACAUG